AUGUAUCCCAGUAAGAUACUGGAGUAUAUGGAAGGAUUCCUCAUCUCCAAGACAAUUUUCUCCUCCUGCGAGCUGGGUGUGUUUGAUGUGUUGCUGGGUGCGGAGCGCCCCCUGUCUGCAGAGGAGAUCAGUCAGGCGGUUGGGGCCAGUCUGGACGGCACUCAGAGACUGCUGGCUGCAUGCACCGGCCUGCAGCUCCUGAACACACACCAGGACAACGGACAAGUGUUUUACAGUAACACAGAGCAGUCCAGCGUCUACCUGACCCGCUCCAGCCCUUCAUCCCUCUACCAGUCCAUCCAGUACAGCUCCAGAACCAUCUACCUCUGCUGGCACUAUCUGACCGAUGCUGUCAGAGAGGGAAAAAACCAGUAUGAAAAGGCUUUUGGAGUCAGCUCCCAAGACCUGUUUCAAGCUGUCUACAGGUCUGAUGAGGAGAUGGUGAAGUUUAUGCAGUUAAUGAACUCCAUUUGGAACAUCUGUGGUAAAGACGUGGUUACAGCUUUCGACCUUUCGCCUUUCAAGGUCAUCUGUGACGUUGGAGGCUGCAGUGGGGCAUUAGCCAAGCAGUGCACGUCGGUCUACCCAGAAUGCACUGUGAAGAUCUUUGACCUCCCCAAGGUGGUGAGUACAUCGAGGGAACACUUUGUCACAGAGGCCGACCAGAGGAUAAGCUUCCACGAAGGGGACUUCUUCAAAGACCCCCUGCCAGAGGCUGACCUCUACACACUCGCCAGAAUCCUCCACGACUGGACCGACGAACGCUGCGUAGAGCUACUCAGCAGAGUCUACAAAGCCUGCAAACCAGGAGGCGCUGUGUUGCUGGUGGAGGCGUUGCUCCAUGAGGACGGCUCUGGCCCGGUGAGAGUGCAGCUCUACUCCCUGAACAUGCUGGUACAGACAGAGGGCAGAGAGAGGACACCUGCUCAGUACGCUGCCCUGCUGGCUGCCGCCGGCUUCACUAACAUCCAGCACCGGUUCACUGGGAAGAUCCACGAUGCUGUGCUGGGACUCAAAGAGCCAUAGACAGUGGAAAAACUUUUUACAACUAUUUGGGGAUUUCUUCUGAUUUGAAGUUUCUUAAAAAACUCACACUGUAUGACUAUGGUUUAGUUGACUAUUGGGCAGCCCUAUAGGCUAGAUGGUGUUUUUGACUGAGUGACUUUAACUAAAAUUUUAAAAUGGCACAGACAGCAUUGAUAUGAUGCAUACUAACAUAAUGUAUUAUAUUACAGCAAAAAAGUUGUAAAAAAAGUAGAUCAGUGUGGCUCUCUUUAUGAAUCAGGUGCGUGUACAACUUUAAAACACAUGUUUUGCAAACAUUUAAUUGAGCCAGUAAUCAAAUACAAUCAGCCAAUCGAACUUCACAUUCGCGCAAUGUAAAAUUCUCCAAUAAAUGCAAGGUAUGAAAUUUUUACCACUUAAAAACUGCAAAGAAAAGAUUACUUUUACUGACAGAAAAUGCAGAGUCCUAUAGAAAAGCAACCACCUCUGCUUGCUAACUUUACACUCAAUUUGCAAUAUUUUUCUGUUACAGCACCUAAUAAUUGGUAAAGCUAACUACUUAUGUGUGUGGUGUUAAUGUUUCAUUUUCUUUCAUUUAUAUCCCUUUAUAUGUCACUCUCAAAUGUCAGGUGUGUUUAAGCUGAAACCGGGUGUUAAGUUGCUCUUUAAACAACCUGUAUGAAUAUACUAACUACACUACUGAUGUUCCUAACAAUAAAAUACAUGCAUACUUUAGCAGUAAUUUUGUACCCAAGCCUGUUCAAAUUUUAAGAAUCAAGUAAGAGACUAACCCCAGUCCAGUAUGAUUCUGCUGUAAAUGAUUAGCCAUACACUGCAAAGGUCGUCCUCUAUUAGAUGGUAUGCAGCGUGAGCUUCCUGUCUCAUUGCUAAGAAGAUGAACUUCUUUACAUAUCUGUUCUCAUCACUCAAUCCUAAGCCCUGUGUCUGAACCCCCUCGCCUCUCACUGUUCUUAACAGCCUAGUAAAGCUGUCUUUGUAUCAUGUUCUUUGUAAUGAUGGACGUGACUCAAUAAAUCUUCUUCACAAUG
This is a messenger RNA of Micropterus dolomieu (smallmouth bass), 2054 nucleotides long. It is a transcript of the gene asmt, whose product is annotated as acetylserotonin O-methyltransferase. Gene Ontology annotation, molecular function: O-methyltransferase activity. The coding region runs from base 1 to 1026 and encodes 341 amino acids. The transcript has 8 exons. NCBI's taxonomy places the organism in Eukaryota, Metazoa, Chordata, Actinopteri, Centrarchiformes, Centrarchidae. The record is from RefSeq and is a predicted model, not a curated record.